Messenger RNA from Propithecus coquereli (Coquerel's sifaka), 1709 nucleotides. Its product is annotated as uricase. The record is from RefSeq and is a predicted model, not a curated record. Gene Ontology annotation, cellular component: peroxisome. The coding region runs from base 286 to 1128 and encodes 280 amino acids. Gene Ontology annotation, molecular function: urate oxidase activity. The transcript has 9 exons. Gene Ontology annotation, biological process: urate catabolic process; purine nucleobase catabolic process. NCBI's taxonomy places the organism in Eukaryota, Metazoa, Chordata, Mammalia, Primates, Indriidae.
UUGAAACUGAAUCUGAAGUUGAAGGCCAAGAGAAAAUGGCCCAUCACAAUAACAAGUAUAAAAAGUAAAGCCCAGGGACAAGCCUUGUGGAUUCUACCUGCAGAGAUGGACAUGUUCGCUAACUAAGCUCCAGCUUCAGACAAGGGUAGUAAUGAAUCAAUCACUAGGAUUUCAUUAAGUGACUCUUCGCUAAAAGCAUAACUCUCCCUGCAGCCAGACGGCCCUGGCUCUGCACUCCUGAAGAACGAUGAGGUGGAGUUUGUCCGAACUGGCUAUGGGAAGGACAUGGUGAAAGUUCUCCAUAUUCAGCGAGAUGGAAAGUACCACAGCAUUAAAGAGGUGGCAACUUCAGUGCAACUUACUCUGAGUUCCAAAAAAGAUUACUUGCAUGGAGAUAAUUCAGACAUCAUCCCUACAGACACUAUCAAGAACACAGUUCAUGUCUUGGCAAAAUUCAAAGGGAUCAAAAGCAUAGAAGCCUUUGCUCUGAAUAUCUGUGAGCAUUUCCUUUCUUCUUUUAACCAUGUCAUACGAGCUCACGUCCACGUGGAAGAAGUCCCUUGGAAGCGUUUUGAAAAGAAUGGAGUUAAGCAUGUCCAUGCAUUUAUUCACGCUCCCACUGGAACACACUUCUGUGAGGUUGAGCAGAUGAGGAACGGACCCCCAGUCAUUCAUUCUGGAAUCAAAGGCCUCAAGGUCUUGAAAACAACCCAGUCUGGAUUUGAAGGAUUCAUCAAGGACCAGUUCACCACCCUCCCUGAGGUGAAAGACCGGUGCUUUGCCACCCAAGUGUACUGCAAGUGGCGCUACCACCAGGGCAGGAACGUGGAUUUUGAUGCUACUUGGGAUACUGUUCGGGACAUUGUCCUGGAGAAGUUUGCUGGGCCCUAUGACAAAGGCGAGUACUCUCCCUCCGUCCAGAAGACCCUCUAUGACAUCCAGGUGCUCUCCCUGAGCCGCGUCCCCGAGAUAGAAGACAUGGAAAUCAGCCUGCCAAACAUUCACUACUUCAACAUAGACAUGUCCAAAAUGGGACUGAUCAACAAGGAAGAGGUCUUGCUUCCAUUAGACAAUCCGUAUGGCAGAAUUACUGCCACAGUCAAGAGGAAGCUGUCUUCAAGGCUGUGACAUUGUGGCCACCAAUAGGAGUCUACUCUCAUCUGAGGAAUUCCUUAAAGACAUUUUUGGUGCUGGAGAUUAUAGUGUGUAGCCAUGCACAUUUUCAACCUAGUGUAUUCAUUUAUAGUGUUCACUUUCCUCCUGUAUGAAAUAAUCUAUUCCUUCUUCACCUAGCUCAGCAAGGCAUUUUUUGGAUUACCUUAUUAGUAAUUAUAAUAUGCUUUUUGGCUAUAGUUUAUUUUAAAAAUGCUGAGCAGUAUUAGAACAGUCAUAAAUAAAUAUUUCUUUUUGGUUGUCUUGUGCCUUCCUGUCUUAGAGAAGCUUUAGAAUCAAUUCAUUAAUAAAAUAAUCAUAAUUAAUGGGUGGGUCACAUCAAUUAAUUUGUCACAAGUUUAAAAGCAAAAUAUUGUUUUCAUCCUACUGAUGUUUCUGGGUAAUGCAGAAAAUGUAAUAAAAUCAUAUUGAAAAAUAUCACCAUUGUGACUUCAGUUAACUGACUAUUUGAAUUUUUUAGCUCAAGCAUAUGUACCAUUGAUAGUUUAUUUCUACUCUGAUAGCACUUUUGUGAUUUAAUGUGUUGAUUUUAUGAC